Molecule: messenger RNA, 1736 nt
Organism: Calliphora vicina (urban bluebottle blowfly)
Lineage: Eukaryota; Metazoa; Arthropoda; Insecta; Diptera; Calliphoridae
Gene: tj
Product: traffic jam
Exons: 1
Coding region: 73-1371 (432 amino acids)
Biological process (GO): regulation of transcription by RNA polymerase II
Cellular component (GO): nucleus
Molecular function (GO): DNA-binding transcription factor activity, RNA polymerase II-specific; RNA polymerase II cis-regulatory region sequence-specific DNA binding
Source: RefSeq, a predicted model, not a curated record
UAAAACAAUUUAUAAACGAGUUUAAUUUGAUUUUUAUCGCUGGCUACCAUAACCCACCUUUAUUAUCCUUCAAUGAAAAUGGAGGAUCCGAACCUCGCUGAUCAGUAUGUACAAGAGUUUGUACUAGAACAUUUGGAGGAUGGCACCUCGGCUGUUGGUGUUAAACGUGAAGAUCACAGUCCUAUAGCGGCAGCAAAAAUAACCUGGACCACCGAACCCACGGCUGUGCCCGCAGAAGAAGACGAAACUGCGGUAGAGCCGCUCAUAAAAUUGAGAUCUUUCCCGCCCAACUGGUCACACAUGGACGAAAGAAGACUGCAACCACUGUCACCUCCACCCGAAAUCUACACUCAUGGACCCAUGGCGGGCCAGGCGAUAUUGGUGAAUACUUCAGUACCCGGCGGAGUGCCCUCUACACCACCAGAAACUCCACCCGUUAUAGGAUCGCCCACGGGCAGCACUUGUGCCCAGGUGUAUGCUGGAGUUCCUAGUUCCCAUUAUGCAACACACCAUCGACCUCCACCGCCCAGUGCCGGUUUGACACAAGAAAUGAUGUGGCUGCCAAAUUCAAUGCGAUCAGAUCCCCAACCUUUGGACCUGAGGCCUUUGGCGGGUCCCUCACAAGAUGAGGAAUGGGAAAGACAUAGAGAAUAUAUGCAGUCUGUGGCAGCGGCUAAUCAUCAUAACCAUCUUAUACAAACGCACCAUCAUCAUCAUUUCCAGACAAUAGAGCAUUUGACGCCCAUCAAUAUGCACUCCUCACCGUAUCACAAUGGCAUCAUAACGAAUGGCCAGGUUAAUAACACCUCCUCCAUAAUACACUCCAAUCCCAAUCAUGUCAGCAAUCAUCCCAACAAUCGGCCACAUUCUGUCUGUUCAACAAGAUCUUCCACAAACUCCCCGCGCACUUGUUCCGGUCAAUAUUCCACAUCCAGUAAUCUGGGCUUAGACGAUUGCAUAGACGACGACCUACUGACCACGCUAACGGUAAGGGAAUUGAAUAAGCGUCUGCAUGGUUGUCCCCGAGAAGAGGUUGUGCGGCUGAAACAAAAAAGACGAACUCUCAAGAAUCGCGGUUAUGCCCAGAACUGUCGCUCGAAAAGACUGCUACAGCGCCAUGAAUUGGAGAAAACCAAUCGUCAAUUGAAUCAUGAUCUGCAUCGUUUAAAACAGGAAUAUACGCGUGUUUGCCAGGAACGCGAUCAAUUGAAGCAGCGUUUACGCGGUGGUAGUUCCUCUUCACAAAACGGUCCUGUCACAGGGACACCCUCCAGCGUUAUAACCCUAAAUGGUAGUGCUGGAGGCGGUAGUGGCGGACCUGCCCACCAAUUGAAUUCAGAAAAUCAAAGUUCACCGGAAUUCUAUCUCUGACGUCAAUUAGCAGCAGCCGCCAGUCAUCACCAUCAUUCUUCGCAUUCGCACCACCACCACCAUCAUCAUCCGGCACAUAGUGCUGCCCAUCAGUGGUCAUCAUCUUCUUCUUCUUCGGCAUCAGCAGCAGCCUCGCGUUAUCAUCAACAUUUGGCGCAACAUCAUCUUCAUGUGCCGCAUCCUCAUGCUGCUGCACCAUUGCAGCAACAACAGCAGCUUCAGCCUUCCCAGCCAGCGGCCGCAGCAGCUGUGGCGGCGACGGCGGUAAACUGAGUUAAGUUGCAUAAUAAUAAGUAUACUGAGAGCUUUAAGUUUAGAAAAUUAGAGAUUUAAUGAAAUUUAUUCAUAAUUUUAAUGUUUUGUUU